Cylindrotheca closterium is the source of this 246-nucleotide messenger RNA. Lineage: Eukaryota; Bacillariophyta; Bacillariophyceae; Bacillariales; Bacillariaceae. The record is from the annotation of a GenBank genome assembly.
AUGGCAGAAGAAACUAACCCCUCAUCACCAGCAGCAAAUCCACCGAACAAAUGGAAGCUUCCUGAUGGAAUUGAGGAUCACAUUGAAGAUGGAUUAAUCAAGAGCGCAAUUGGUGCAACUGUUGGAGGCGUUUUCGGAAUGAUAUUAUUUCGCUCCGGAGGUGGGAUGCGCUCUGCUAGCGUUGCUGCGGGAGUUGGUGCCGCCGUUGGAUCUACAUACGAGCGUUUCAUGUCGUCUCAAAAAUAG